GACAAACCCAUCUCCAAUAUCAUUCAUUCUAAUUUCUACCUUGAAAAAAACUUCCAUAGCGUUAGGACUCGUUGUCUAUGGCUUAAUUAGAGAUUUAUCUCAAGAAAAGUACCAUUGUCUACAAUUCUGAUAUGAACCAUAUUCCUCUUAUCAAUUUCCUGCAUUCCGUCUCACUCGUUCUAUUAUAUUGGUUCUACGUGUUUUCUUGAAUUUUCUUUCACGUUUUAGUAACUUCGUAUUUCUCAGUUUUCUUUAAGCUAUAAUACUUUUUUGAAUCUAUCGUUAAGAGUUCAGUAAUACGGGAAAAAAGAUGCCGUCCACACAAUCUGCGAGCUCGGGGUCUGAAGCUGAUGCAAUUAAAUACGGAUUAAUGGAUGAGAAGAAAAGGAAGAGGAUGCAAUCAAACAGAGAAUCUGCAAAGCGCUCGCGAAUGAAGCAACAGAAAAAGAUGGAGGAUUUAGUCGAUGAAAAGGCAAUGCUGUUGAGAGAGCUUAAGAAGAAUAGCGCAAGUUACUCUGGCCGGGAGAGAGGAUGGCAUUCCCUGGAGUCAGAGAACAAUCUUUUGAUAGCUGAAAAGAUGUGCUUGGCCAAGCGUUUAGACAAAUUUAACUCACUUAUCGUCAAUCUUGGGCUUGUAGAAAAUAACACACCCAAAAGUCCGGAGCUAAUAAUGUUGAAUACAUCGCUGCUUCCACAAUGCAGCUUGUCGCAGCCUCCGCCGGAAGGUUUUGGCUUGAAUUCAGUAAGUGGCCGAGGAUUUUGAUCUCGUGGACAAGUCUGCAUGACAUUGGUUGAUGUCUUUACGUGGAUUAUAUAAUUUGUCGAUGGUGGUUUGGUUGCUCAUUGUUUUCAAUUGGUAAUUUAAGUUGUCUUUCUUGACCCUGUCCAUGACUAUUGGAUGUCGUACAUAGUUUUCGUACGAAUGAAGAGAAGAGCAUUAGGAUGGCAUGAUUACUCAUAUAUACUUGACACUGAUAAAUUGAGAUGCAAUGCCUUAAUUACAUGCAGUAUGGUCCGAUAUGCAAGAGGCAAAAUAAGCAGAAUCUCCACAGUUUAGAGCAAUUUGUUGGAACACCAAAAUC
Molecule: messenger RNA, 1082 nt
Organism: Juglans microcarpa x Juglans regia
Lineage: Eukaryota; Viridiplantae; Streptophyta; Magnoliopsida; Fagales; Juglandaceae
Product: bZIP transcription factor 44-like
Exons: 1
Coding region: 311-763 (150 amino acids)
Biological process (GO): positive regulation of DNA-templated transcription
Cellular component (GO): nucleus
Molecular function (GO): DNA-binding transcription factor activity; transcription cis-regulatory region binding
Source: RefSeq, a predicted model, not a curated record